Molecule: messenger RNA, 1965 nt
Organism: Penicillium cosmopolitanum
Lineage: Eukaryota; Fungi; Ascomycota; Eurotiomycetes; Eurotiales; Aspergillaceae
Product: fungal specific transcription factor domain-containing protein
Exons: 8
Coding region: 1-1965 (654 amino acids)
Biological process (GO): DNA-templated transcription
Molecular function (GO): DNA binding; zinc ion binding
Source: RefSeq, a predicted model, not a curated record
AUGGACAGCGAUGCUCGAGACCGACGUCUUGCAGAUCUAGUAUCUCAGCUUGACCUGAAUGGACCAGAGCCUGACGACAUGACUCGAGCUACGACUCUUACUUCUCCCUCUCGCUUUAGUGAAGACAAACUGCAUGACAUAGCCAAUGAUGUUUCUUACGAUGGCGGCGCCCAAUUCAGCAUCGACAAGGAAGGUAGGCAACAUUACUUUGGGGCUACCUCUCGAUUUCAUCCAAUUCCAGAGAAUGACCAUCAGUUCGAGGCCGGUGUCGAAAGCAAUGAGCCUGAGACGCAGGAAAUAGAAAUUUAUCACCGAAAGUGGCUCUACUCGAAUGCUCGCUUUCAAAGUGCAUGGGAAAAUACAGCUCAUUCAAAUAUGAGCCAAUAUACUGAUGUUGAUCCAAGCAUCUGUUCCAGUCUCCUGGAGGUUUAUUGGUCAUGGCAGGCACCUCUGCAUAAUUGCAUAUACCGACGUUCAUUUUACCGGGAUAUGGCUCUUGGCGGUCCUUGCUUUUCACGAUUCUUGCUGAACGUCAUUUUUGCUCACGCCUGCCGCCACAUGCCAGAAGAUGAUCCCCGCUUUGCUCCAUUUGAGCGGGGUGAAACUUUCCUACGAGACGCGAUGCUGCUUUUGAUUGAGGAAAUGCAACAAAGCAAACCUCGAAUACCCACUAUACAGGGUCUUUUGAUUCUGGGGGGCCGUCAGUGCGCUGUAGGAAAGAGCAGCGAAGGAUGGCUAUACACUGGAAUGGCAAUCCGAAUGAUGACCGAUCUUGGCUUACACAUACACAGAAGCAAGGCUUCUCUGGUGAAGGAAUAUGAGCCAGAUGAUCUAGAAGUUCGAAAACGACUGUUUUUGUCGGUCUAUGCAUGGGACAAAUCAAUAAGUCUCUCUUUAGGACGACCGCCGUCCUUGAAAAACAUGCCUUAUGACCCUUCUGCCCUGCUUGAUCUAUCCGACGAGGAGGAUUUAUGGCAGCCACCCCAUUUACUGGAGACAGACAAGGUUUAUCCAAAGACUAAAUGCCACAGCACCUUGACGUUCAUACAUUUCUGCAAUUUGGCACAAAUCAUUAAUGAGAGCUACGAUACCGUCUAUAAUAAUUCUACUCGCAACAUCAACCCAAAUGUCGUAUUUGAAUUGGAAGAGAAACUGGUUAACUUCCAUCAACAGUUACCAACCGAGCUCAGGAUCGAACAAGGAGCGAGCCUUCAAUCCUGCAUCCCACCCCACAUUCUUUGUCUCAACAUUCUCUGCCAUACUCUCUCGAUACUACUAUAUCGACCUUUCUUCAUCUGGUGCUGGGAUGAAGAACUACGGCAACACCCUCUAGCACUUCGAGCCAAGACUGUUUGCACGGAACAGGCAGCCGAUGUCAAUGAUCUUUUCAGGGCAUAUGGCCGCCUAUACAACUUUCAGUACCAAAGUUAUCUAGUAUCAUAUUGCGUGUACACUGCUGCAACAAUUGAUGUCAGACUCGUACGCCAUGAAGAUAAAGCGCUUGCCGAAACGGCAACGAAUCGAUUAGCGAUUACACUUCGAAUGCUGGAAACAGAAGUCAAACAAACACCAGGUAUUAAGCGAAGCAUUGAGAUUAUUCGGUCUCAAAUCGGCGUUCCUUUAGCCUCAGGUGAACAAGGCCAGCCCAGAGUGUCAUCGGAAGUGCCCAAUUCCAGUUUCUUGGACAGGGAAAGGUCAACUGGGAUGCCUCCCCAACCAAUGAUAGAUGCGCUCCCCCAAGCAACAUCCCCAGUGCAGACAGCAUCCGAUACAGGCUUAUACGUUUCGCCGGCUGAAUUCGUUGUGACAGGGACAUCUCAGCUACCUUUGUCAGAAGGCCUGGGAGUCGCAAUGGACUCCAAUUUACCACUGGGCUCAGAAUGGGCUGACUGGAGUAUGGAUGAUUCUGGCGGUGGAUUUGUCCCCGAUAUGGCUUACUGGACCCCCUUUGAACAACAGUUUUAA